Euleptes europaea (tarantolino) is the source of this 660-nucleotide messenger RNA. RefSeq names its product armadillo like helical domain containing 2 (gene ARMH2). The transcript is spliced from 2 exons. The coding region runs from base 1 to 660 and encodes 219 amino acids. NCBI's taxonomy places the organism in Eukaryota, Metazoa, Chordata, Lepidosauria, Squamata, Sphaerodactylidae. The record is from RefSeq and is a predicted model, not a curated record.
AUGGGGAACAUAUGUAAUAAGAUAUACAUCUGGUAUGAAAAAUAUAUGAAGCGCCAGUUUCCCCAGGAGCCAGAACCUGUUGUACCAACAGACGGUGACUUUCACACUGAAAAGAUAAGGCGAUAUGGUGAUAUUCUGAGAAAUACAAAGCUACCCUUAGAGGAGCGGGCCAGAAUGGCCUAUUAUAUUGGACUGCUGGCUUACACAGGUGGCGUCACCACUAGUGUGCCUGCAUCAGACUAUAUCGAGGACAUGACUGAUAUUUUGAUGUUGCGGGAUACUUCCCGGAAGGUGAGGAUUGCAGUACUGAAAGGGCUAUGCGGUGUUUGCUACCUCAGUUACAGCAACCAAAACCUCGCCAAGGAGCUCCUUCUCACCGACAUUCUUCUUUCCUUUCUGGACGAGGACGAGGAUGAAGAUGAAGAAGAGCCCACCAGUGAUGACCAGGAUAUAAUCAUUGUGAAGUUCUGGGUCUGUUAUCUUAUGACCGUUGUCUGCUGUAACAACAUCCCCUAUCUUAAAUUAUUCCAGGAUUUAGGGGGGGAAAUGCUAGAGAACAGGCUGGAAUCCCUCUCUAGCAUGGAGUGGUUUGGCUGGCCAAUGAACUAUGCUGAAGUACUACUUUCACUCCUGGGAUAUCAGACUGUAACUUUAGACUAG